AUGCUCUAUGGCAACCCAGAGGUAAUUAUCCAUAACCUUAUUGCAAAGAUCAAUGCCGCUCCUGCUCCUAAAUCUGAUAAACUCGAUAGCAUCAUAGAGUUUGCAUUAACGGUGCAAAACUUAUGUGCAACUAUAGAGGCAUGUGAGCUUUUGGAGUACUCCUAUAACGUUGUACUAUUAAGAGAACUCGUAGACAAACUUCCGUCGAGCCUCAAAUUAGAUUGGGCAAAGCACCGACGUACUCUACCAUCAGUUAACCUGUCAACGUUUGCAGAUUGGCUUUACGAUCUUGCCGAAACCGUGUGCCCGAUAGCGCCGUUGAGUAUCUCUCGCCCCGCGAAGAAUGGGCCUGCGUUUCUUAAUACGCAUUGUGAGGAAAAUGGAAACAGGCCUACAUUAGCCAACAAUUCUUCAGUUCUCACAUCAUCGACUAAGUUGUGUCCAGCGUGCAGAGGUGACUGCUCUGGUCUUGAAAAGUGCCAGCACUUUCUGAACUACGGGUACAAUUCAAGAUGGACAAUGAUCAAAGAAGCAGGAAUUUGUAGAAAAUGUUUGAGAAAACGCAAAGGAACUUGUAAGUUGCAACAAUCGUGCGGAAAAAACGGUUGCACCUAUAAGCAUCACCCACUACUUCAUAACAGUCAGCUAGAUGAAACUGCAGCGCCUCAAGUUCGAGACCGUAAGCCGGAUAUUUAUAAUCAAACUCCAGAUGAACGAGACUGCCAUGCCCAUCAUAGCACCGCUUCAAAAACACGGUUUCGCGUAGUUCCGGUUGUACUGUAUGGUCGGGAGAAGAAACUUAACAUUUACGCCUUUCUGGACGACGGAUCAUCGUGGACUCUGAUGGACGCAUGA
Messenger RNA from Armigeres subalbatus, 855 nucleotides. RefSeq lists its product as uncharacterized. The record is from RefSeq and is a predicted model, not a curated record. NCBI's taxonomy places the organism in Eukaryota, Metazoa, Arthropoda, Insecta, Diptera, Culicidae. The transcript has a single exon. The coding region runs from base 1 to 855 and encodes 284 amino acids.